Molecule: messenger RNA, 1128 nt
Organism: Ostrinia nubilalis (European corn borer)
Lineage: Eukaryota; Metazoa; Arthropoda; Insecta; Lepidoptera; Crambidae
Exons: 6
Coding region: 21-836 (271 amino acids)
Source: RefSeq, a predicted model, not a curated record
UCCUCGCCUACUCCGCGAGGAUGGAGGUGGCCCGGCUCAAGAGGACACGGAGGCCAGUCCGGAGUGUCUUGGUAAGGAACUGUAUAGUAACGCUAGAUAGAACUGAUGGUGGAGGGAGCGUCGCUGGCGUGGUGCCUGUUGGCCAACUGGACGGUUCCCUGCUGCUUGCCACCUCGGCCCUCCUCGUUUACUCCGCGAGGAAGAAGGUGGCCCGGCUCAAGAGGACACGGAGGCCAGUCCGGAGUGUCUUGUUAACAAACUCUACAAACGAAUUAGGCAAAGAGUUGAAGACACAGCUGGAAUUGCGCGGCUGCUACGUCCACACCGCGAGCGACGAGAUGGUUCGCCGCUUGUCGAGCGACGCGAGCGCAGCGAUCUCUGCGAGCUAUCCGAGUGACAACAUAAGCGAAACAAAGGUUGACGCUUUGGUCGUGGUCGGUGCUUUCUCGCAGCCGAAGUUGGGAGGACUACAGGGAAUGGCGAAAUUAGUCAGUGAAGAUGUAUACCAUAAUUUAAAGUUGCUUGAAGGCCUGUCGGCGCUAGUAUCGCGCGGCGGGUGCGUGGCCUGGGCAUGCGCGGGCGCAGUGGCAAGCGCGAGCGGCGCUGAAGACGCGUUCGACACGGUUCUUAGAGCGAACCUCCAUCACGUCGCUAAAACUGCACGUUGCGAAGCGGUGUGGGUAGGCCGAUGCGACAGCGCUGCGGCGGCGGCUGAACGUGUGACGGACGCACUGCUAUUUAGCGGUGACGCUACACUUGCCUCUAGAUUCUCUAUAAGAAAUGCAGCUAACAAAGCUGGAGAAUACGUCGGCCGAUGGUUGAAGAUCGCCACUUGAUCUACCUCAUAGCCAGUUACCAGUCAUAACCAGUUAUAUUCACAAUAAAAGAUACUUUAAACACCUACCAUGAAAAAGAAUCCGAAAGACUUUACCAAGAUCAUUGGAGAAGGUUUUUUUACAUGCAGAAAUUAAAUAAAUGCAACGAAUCUUGCAGGUGACGGGCUCAUUAAAUAAAUAUUUAAGUACCUUCUUUCCAUGAAAACACCACACCGAUUACACCUACCUACAAUAUUGUAGACAUUAUUGUGUAUAAGUUUCUAGAAUAAAAUAAUAAUUAUUUUUGUUAUGA